Molecule: messenger RNA, 1448 nt
Organism: Morone saxatilis (striped sea-bass)
Lineage: Eukaryota; Metazoa; Chordata; Actinopteri; Moronidae
Gene: wnt7ba
Product: wingless-type MMTV integration site family, member 7Ba
Exons: 4
Coding region: 1-1065 (354 amino acids)
Biological process (GO): neuron differentiation; cell fate commitment; canonical Wnt signaling pathway
Cellular component (GO): extracellular region
Molecular function (GO): cytokine activity; frizzled binding
Source: RefSeq, a predicted model, not a curated record
AUGCUCAUCAUCUCGUCUCGCAGUGCGCUGCUGUCCGUCUACUACCCGCAGAUCUUCCUCAUCCUCACCAGCGGUAGCUACCUGGCGCUGUCCUCUGUGGUAGCUCUAGGUGCUAACAUCAUCUGCAACAAGAUACCGGGACUGGCCCCCCGUCAGAGAGCCCUCUGCCAGAGUCGCCCAGAUGCCAUCAUCGUCAUUGGCGAAGGUGCCCAGCUGGGCAUCAAUGAGUGUCAGUACCAGUUCCGCUACGGCCGGUGGAAUUGCUCGGCCCUGGGAGAGAGGACCGUCUUUGGACAAGAGCUGAGAGUAGGCAGCAGGGAGGCAGCGUUCACUUAUGCCAUCACCGCCGCCGGAGUUGCCCACGCAGUGACCACAGCUUGCAGCCAAGGCAACCUCAGCCAGUGCGGCUGUGACCGCGAGAAGCAGGGCUACCAUGACUAUCAGGAGGAGGGCUGGAAGUGGGGAGGCUGCUCGGCUGACGUUAAGUACGGCGUGGAGUUCUCGCGACGCUUUGUAGACGCUCGUGAGAUCAAGAAAAACGCCCGCCGGCUGAUGAACCUGCACAACAAUGAGGCAGGGCGAAAGAUCCUAGAGGAGAGGAUGAAGCUGGAGUGUAAGUGUCACGGCGUGUCUGGCUCCUGCACCACCAAGACCUGCUGGAUCACCCUGCCCAAGUUCAGAGAGAUCGGUUACCUGCUCAAGGAACGCUACAGUGACGCAGUUCAAGUGGAGCCUGUUAGGGCCUCGCGGCUCCGCCAACCCUCCUUCCUACGACUCAAAGAGGCUCGGGGUUACCAGAAGCCCACGGACACAGACCUGGUGUAUCUGGAGCGUUCGCCAAACUACUGCGAAGAGGACACAGCCACGGGAAGCACAGGAACACGGGGCAGACUGUGCAACGGCACCUCGACCAACACAGACAGUUGUAAUGUGAUGUGCUGCGGCCGGGGUUACAACACGCACCACUACACGCGCAUCUGGCAGUGCAACUGCAAGUUCCACUGGUGCUGUUUUGUCAAGUGCAACACCUGCAGCGAGAAAUCGGAAGUUUUCACCUGCAAGUAGGGAAUGAGGAAGCGUGGCACUGGCUGUAGGGAAGAGGCUGGGCAAAACGGACAAUGGCUGAAGAUGAGGGGCUUAUGACAAAGUGGAAUUUGAAGUGAAGGACUUGGAAGUAUUUAUUCAACAAUUUGCACAUUUUUACAUCCAAUUUUGGAAUCCUUUGAAGAAAGGAAAAACAGACGUGAGGUUUGGACAGUGAUUAUAAAAUAAAAACACAUUUUCUUUUGCGCGGUGGUACAAAACGUUGACACGACGCUAAUACGUUGCAGGGGAGAGGUUCUGAUGUCUCUUUUUUUUGCCUCCAGCAAAGCAAUAUUUGGAAGACAACAACAUGCAAAGAUGUCGCUUACAGAUGUCAACGCACAAGAGGAAAAAAACACAACAAA